AAAACCGUAGCGUUGUACAUCUCCCAGCUCAUCUUUGGUGACAACUAUUGUGUUUAGGUUUAUGUUAUUAUACGUUGCCGAAUUCUGUAAUUGAUUAGUAAACAUUUAUAAAUAGUACACAUAUAGAGUGUUAUUUUUCUUAAAAAGAUAGGUCAACAUUUUAUUCAGAAUAAACGAGAAUGUCUGAGGACGCUGACUUAUAUCAGUUGCAAGGUUCUAACAACAAUGAGGCUGGUGGACUAAUUAUUCGUAAAAAAACGUCUGACCAUACGUUCAAAAAGCCACAGACUUCAAUUUUUGGUCUCGAUAAACUCGCUGAGCGUAAAAGACGUGAAAAUUCUCAAGAACCUAGUGGAUCUAAGGCUGCAACAAGUUCUUCCAAGUCAGAGUCUAAGGAUAGAAGGUAUCGUUCGUAUGAAGAAGAAACUCCAACGCACACUGGAGGAGUCAAUUCAGAAGCUCAACGAAGACUAGAAUCAAGAUUAAAACGGCAGAGAUUAGAUGCCCGUGACCAAGAAUAUAGAGAUCGUCAUAGAGAUCGAGAUCGAGACUAUGAUUACGAUAGAAGAAGGGACUGGGAUUGGCAUCAUGAAAGAAGUCGCAGUAGAGAUAGUUCAAGACAAACUCCUCUUAGAUUUAAGGAUGAACCUCAAACUCCAAAAUUUAGAACAAGGGAUCCUACCUCUCGGAGUAACUGGGAUGACGAUGAAGAUGAAGAGCCUAGGAGAUCAAGUUGGGAUCAUCCAACUCCAAAAUUGUACAAUAAUAGAGAUCCCAGAGACAGUGCACGAAGCGAAUUUACACCAUCGUACAAAUUUAACUCGUGGGUCAAAGAGCGUAAAGCUUCAGGUGCAACACCUAUGUUGGAUGGAGAGCAGAAGGAGCUUUGGGAGGAGGAACAGCAAAGACUCGAUAGAGAAUGGUAUGCAUUGGAUGAUGGUGAAAACCGUCAAUUUAAUGACGUAUCUGAAGAGUAUACACGUAAGAAGGAAAUGGAACUAGAAGCAAGAAGAGAGCGUCGCGUCUCCGCACAACAACGACAAAUAAACAAAGACAAUGAACUAUGGGAACGAAACAGAAUGUUGACAUCAGGAGUGGUCAGUUCUCUCGACCACGAUGACGAUCCUGAUGACGAGGGCGAGGCGAGGGUUCAUCUCUUAGUACAUAACGUGGUUCCUCCAUUCUUAGAUGGUCGAAUCGUGUUCACGAAGCAGCCAGAACCAGUAGUACCAGUGCGAGAUCCCGGAUCAGACAUGGCUUUAGUAGCAAGAAAAGGUUCCGCACUGGUACGCGCAUAUCGAGAACAGAAAGAACGACGUCGAGCGCAGCGUAAACAUUGGGAACUGGCAGGAACCCACAUAGGAAAUAUCAUGGGAGUACGUAAGGACGGACAGAAAGGUGAGGACGGCGAUCAGCAAGGUCAGGAAACGGACUUCAAAGCAGGACAGAAGUACGCACGUCAUAUUGGGGCUGGUGAAAUAUCUGGUGAAGCAAGACAGCGUUCGAUUCAGCAACAGAGAAGAAGUCUUCCCGUGUUCGCCGUCAGGCAAGAAUUGCUGAACGUUAUUCGUGAAAAUAGUGUUGUCGUUAUCGUGGGUGAAACUGGCAGUGGUAAAACAACUCAGUUAACGCAAUAUCUUCACGAAGACGGAUACAGUUGUUACGGUAUUAUCGGCUGCACGCAGCCAAGAAGAGUUGCUGCCAUGUCGGUAGCUAAAAGAGUGUCUGAUGAAAUGGCUACUGCACUUGGGGAUAAAGUCGGUUACGCAAUACGUUUUGAGGAUUGUACUUCGAAGGAAACCGUCAUCAAAUACAUGACGGAUGGUAUUUUAUUGAGAGAAAGCUUACGCGAAGGUGACUUGGACAGAUACAGUGUAGUCAUCAUGGACGAGGCUCACGAACGUUCCUUAUCGACGGAUGUAUUAUUUGGAUUACUACGCGAGGUUGUCGCACGGCGGCAUGAUCUCAAACUCAUCGUGACCUCAGCUACUAUGGACUCCAGCAAGUUUUCAGCAUUCUUUGGUAAUGCUGCAACAUUUGAGAUACCAGGAAGAACCUUUCCGGUGGAGAUACUUCACGCAAAGAAUCCUGUCGAGGAUUAUGUAGAUGCUGCAGUUAAGCAGGUCUUGCAGAUUCAUCUGCAACCACGAAGUGGAGACGUACUCGUUUUUAUGCCAGGUCAAGAGGACAUCGAAGUCACCUGUGAAGCGUUGAAGGAAAGAUUAGCUGAAAUCGAUUCGGCACCACCUCUAUCAAUCUUACCUAUUUACUCCCAGCUUCCGUCAGACCUCCAGGCAAAGAUCUUUCAACGUUCGGAAGGUGGUUUACGAAAAUGCGUGGUAGCUACGAAUAUUGCUGAGACUUCGUUGACUGUAGACGGAAUUGUAUUCGUGGUGGAUUCGGGAUACUGCAAACUCAAGGUCUACAAUCCUAGAAUUGGUAUGGAUGCUCUACAGGUUUAUCCAGUGUCCAGAGCCAAUGCUGAUCAAAGAGCUGGCAGAGCUGGAAGAACUGGACCUGGACAUUGUUAUCGGUUAUAUACUAGAAGACAAUAUUUGGAUGAACUUCUGCCUACGGGAGUUCCGGAAAUUCAACGUACUAAUCUUGCCAAUACUGUCCUCUUGUUAAAAUCGUUGGGUGUCCAAGAUUUACUUGCCUUUCACUUUAUGGAUCCCCCGCCUCAAGAUAAUAUAUUGAAUUCUCUUUAUCAACUGUGGAUACUUGGUGCUUUGGAUCACACGGGACGGCUCACUCCGUUGGGACGUCAGAUGGCUGAGUUUCCUCUUGAUCCACCACAGUGUCAAAUGUUGAUAGUCGCAUCGCAGCUGGGUUGUACAGCAGAUAUUCUUAUCAUAGUAUCAAUGCUAUCAGUUCCGUCAAUAUUUUAUCGUCCAAAAGGUCGUGAAGAGGACUCUGAUUCUGCCCGCGAGAAAUUUCAAGUUCCUGAAUCGGAUCAUCUGACAUUUUUGAACGUCUACAAUCAGUGGAAAUCAAAUGGUUAUUCUAGUUCCUGGUGCAAUGAUCAUUUCAUCCACGCAAAAGCAAUGCGGAAAGUACGAGAGGUGCGUCAGCAGCUUGAGGAAAUAUUGAAGCAACAAAAAAUGGAGGUGGUCAGUUGCGGUACUGAUUGGGAUGUCGUCAGGAAAUGUAUCUGCUCUGCGUACUUUCAUCAAGCAGCUCGUCUCAAGGGAAUAGGGGAAUACGUGAAUUGCAGAACCGGGAUGCCCUGCCAUCUUCAUCCCACUAGUGCUCUUUUUGGCAUGGGUUUCACACCAGACUACGUAGUCUACCACGAGCUGGUGAUGACUGCCAAAGAGUACAUGCAGUGUGUUACCGCUGUUGAUGGUCACUGGUUAGCUGAAUUAGGACCAAUGUUCUUCAGUGUAAAAGAGACUGGACGUAGUGGUCGAGCUAAAAGAAAACAGGCCAUGCAGCAUCUUCAUGAGAUGGAAGGGCAGAUGAAGGAAGCGGAAGAGGAGAUGCGUGCUAGGGCUCAAGAACAGUUAGAGAGGGAACAAGCCUCAGUUAGAAAAAAAGAAAUCCUGACUCCUGGAUCUAGGGAACCGGGUACGCCUGCUCCUUAUAGAAAGACUCCUGGUCGUUUGGGCUUGUAAAAAUAUAUUUUUGACAAAAUUAUUGUUUCUUUUCCGUUAAUCUGUUUUUUUUUUACUUGUCUUUUGUGAAAUUAUGGCAUACUGACAAGAAUGUAUCUACAUUUGAUUUAAACUUUAUCUGUAUAUACAUACAAGACCGUUAUGUAACAUAUAUCAGAAUAUUGAUAAUAAAUAUUGUACACACUUGUGAAAGUAAUUUGACUAUUUACAUUUGAUAUGAAAUAUGUUAUCCAUACCCUGAUGUAAAAGAUAUGAAUGAUCACUAAAAUGCUGAUUAAUAUUGAUAAUCACCGAGGACUAUGUACAGUGAACGAUUGAAAACUUUAGGAUAAAGAAGCCUAAAUUACGAUGAUUUCGCUAGACAAUCUUUGGCAAUAUCUUCUACACGAACUACAGCAAUACUAUAUCACUGCAGGAGUGAGAAAAUCGUAAUGGUAUCUCAAAUGCAAUCGCGAGCAGAGUGAGUAGAAAAGAGAACACUGGAAAAAGUGGGAAAAGUAGGAAGUAUAAGGGAGCGAAAUGGGCCGCUCUUCGCCCAUUUCCGUGGACGAGCACCGCCAGGACGUCCCGAGAGACGAUAUUCAACGCUAUAACCUCCAUCCUUUCCCACCGAGCAAGCUCAGUGGGUUAGACGUAUGGGACCGCGUCCGCUGCCGGCGGCGGACCUCGUCUAAACUAGCAGGUGCUCAAUAGUACUCGCACCUACCCCAAGUGAAGCCGACCCAAGAACACAAGCACAGAUAGGACUUUAUAGGACUUUAGGAAAGAGAUAAAUCAGAAAGUAAAGAAUGAAAUAUAAAGAAAUAAGGAAGUAAAAAAGAAAUAAAUAUAGAAAUAGAAGAAGGCUGGAAAUGGAUAUGAGGGAUGUUUCCAACAGACCAGUAUAGGAGACCGGCUCGAGGAAGAAUAAACGCUCCGAGUCCGGGCCCUGCCUCGAGCGCUUCCCCCACUCGCCGAGCCCUGCGCGACGAAUUUACGCACACACAAUUUUGGGCAACUUCCAGUACUUUUAAAUAUGCUU
Cephus cinctus (wheat stem sawfly) is the source of this 4635-nucleotide messenger RNA. Its product is annotated as pre-mRNA-splicing factor ATP-dependent RNA helicase PRP16. Gene Ontology annotation, cellular component: intracellular anatomical structure; spliceosomal complex. The record is from RefSeq and is a predicted model, not a curated record. Gene Ontology annotation, biological process: mRNA splicing, via spliceosome. Gene Ontology annotation, molecular function: RNA binding; ATP binding. The transcript is spliced from 7 exons. Lineage: Eukaryota; Metazoa; Arthropoda; Insecta; Hymenoptera; Cephidae. The coding region runs from base 180 to 3614 and encodes 1144 amino acids.